Messenger RNA from Chenopodium quinoa (quinoa), 1609 nucleotides. RefSeq names its product putative pectinesterase 11. Lineage: Eukaryota; Viridiplantae; Streptophyta; Magnoliopsida; Caryophyllales; Amaranthaceae. The record is from RefSeq and is a predicted model, not a curated record. The transcript has 4 exons. Gene Ontology annotation, molecular function: pectinesterase activity. Bases 350 to 1300 code for a protein of 316 amino acids. Gene Ontology annotation, biological process: cell wall modification.
AUUAUCAGCAACUGUUGCCUCCUUAAACUCAUUUUCAAUUUUCAUCUUCAUUAUGUUUACCCGCCGAAAACUUGUGUUUAAAUGUUCUUUUUGCCAACUUUUUCCCCUUAACAACCGCAACAAAACGGCAUAUCUUGUAAUUUAAUCUUUAUAAAAACCUUAUAUUAUAAUUUUUAUAACUAACAAUCACCUUCUACUUAUACACUACCCAUCUCAAUUCCUUUGUUCAUCACUUCUUUCUAAGUUCAAAUUUGUUACAUAUUCCAUAUAAUCCAUCAUAUAAUAUAUAAUCUUCUAGGCGUAACGUUUAUUGUAACGCUUUUAUUUUAUUUUAUUUGUACGUAGUACCAUGGAAGUUCGUGGGUGUUUGUUGAUUAUCUUGUUUGUGAUCGGGUUUUGUUUGGAAAUGGCGAUAACUUGUAAUGCUCAAGGGAAAUGGAGUAAAAUUAUCACCGUCGAUCAAUCGGGGAAGAAGGGUAGCUACGUGAAGAUACAAGAUGCAAUAGACGCGGUCCCGUCUAACAAUGUACAACAUAUUUUUAUUAGGGUUGAGCCUGGAAUUUACAAGGAGAAGAUUGUUGUACCCGAAGAUAAACCCUUUAUAACACUAAGUGGUAGAAAUGCAAAUACUACGGUUAUCACUUGGAAUGAUGGUGGAGAUAUAUUUAAAUCUCCUACUUUUAGUGUCUUUGCUAGUGAUUUUACGUGUCGUUAUCUCAUUAUUCAGAAUACAUAUGGUACGACGAAGAAAGCAGUAGCAUUGAGGGUAACAAGUGAAAAGGCGGUGUUUUUCGCAUGUAAAUUUACAUCAUACCAAGAUACACUUCUAGAUGAGAGUGGGAGACAUUUCUAUUACAAUUGUUUCAUUGAAGGAGGCACUGACUUCAUCUUUGGAAAUGCAGCUUCCCUUUUCAAGCAAUGUCAUUUGCAUUCAAUCUCACAAGAAAAUGGGGCAAUAACAGCCCAAAGAAGAUCAUCAUCAGAAGAAAAAACAGGAUUUUAUUUUGUGGGAUGCAAAAUUACGGGUGUAAAAAGUUGUACAUUAGGUAGACCUUGGGGUCCUUAUGCUAGAGUGGUUUUCUCACAAACUUACAUGUCUAAUGCGGUUCUACCUCAAGGAUGGGAUGAUUGGGGCAAACCAUCUACCCACAGGACGGCAUUCUACGGUGAAUACAAAUGCUAUGGACCAGGGGCUAGAAGAACAAGACGAGUUGUGUGGUCACUUAGUCUUUCUAAUCAUCAAGCCUCACCUUAUUUGACUAUGAGUUUGAUGGAUGGAAAAACUUGGGUUAGGGCCUAAUUUUAACCUUUUUAUUCAAAUUUAUUUAGGCAAUGUAAAAUUUGGAAAAUUACCAACAUUAUUUGAUAGUGGUUUUUUAUUUUUAGUCACCUCUUUUUUGUAUUUGUACUUGUUUCUUAGUUGUAUUAUUGUUGUACAUUAUGAAUUAAUGAUUAUAUGUAGAAUUAUUCGAUCUAGAAUAAAACCUUGCUUACUUAUUUACAACUACAAGUACUUAUAUAUAUACUAGGGUAUCCUAUGCACGCGAAAGUGUUAGCUCUUGCAUAUAAGUUGUAUCAGUACGUAGUUACACCUUUGGUUUGGGUGGUA